This is a messenger RNA of Camellia sinensis, 863 nucleotides long. Lineage: Eukaryota; Viridiplantae; Streptophyta; Magnoliopsida; Ericales; Theaceae. The record is from RefSeq and is a predicted model, not a curated record.
UUCUAGCGGGCGGCAACUUUGCCUUAACCGCCCGCCAGACCUCAACCAAUUGAAACCUCCAACACAUACCUCCUCUCCAAUCACCGCCAAUAACCACUGCAGCAACUCAAACCACUGCUAGCUCGAAUUGACGCCAACUCUUCUCGCGUCCAGUAUUUUCGUUUCGCGUCUCUCUCCUUCGAUCUCGACUGUUCUUCGUUCGCAGUUUCUAACUUUUUGGUCAAGUGGAAUUGCUUUGAACAAUGGUGUUCUUCAGAAGCGUUUCUGCGCUUUCUAAGCUACGUUCUCGUGUUGUUCAACAAUCAAGUUUUAACAACUCUGUACGAUGGCUUCAAAUACAAACCUCUUCUGAUCUUGACCUUCAUUCUCAGCUGAAGGAAUUAAUUCCAGAACAACAGGAGCGCCUGAAGAAAAUGAAGUCUGAGCAUGGAAAGGUUCAACUGGGGAACAUUACAGUUGAUAUGGUACUUGGUGGAAUGAGAGGAAUGACAGGUUUGUUGUGGGAAACCUCAUUACUUGACCCUGAAGAGGGCAUAUGCUUUCGGAAUUUGUCAAUACCUGAAUGUCAGAAGAAGUUACCAGCGGCAAAGCCUGGUGGGGAGCCAUUGCCUGAGGGUCUCCUUUGGCUCCUUUUAACAGGAAAGGUACCAAAUAAAGAGCAAGUAGAUACAUUAUCCAAGGAAUUACGAAGCCGUGCCACAGUUCCAGAUCAUGUGUACAAAGCUAUUGAUGCCCUUCCUGUUUCAGCUCAUCCAAUGACCCAGUUUGCAAUGGGUGUCAUGGCUCUUCAGGUACAGAGUGAAUUCCAGAAAGCAUAUGAGAAGGGGAUCCAUAAAUCGAAGUUGUAAGUGUGGUAGGUAGAG